This is a messenger RNA of Hypoxylon fragiforme, 558 nucleotides long. Its product is annotated as ribonuclease H-like domain-containing protein. The record is from RefSeq and is a predicted model, not a curated record. Gene Ontology annotation, molecular function: RNA-DNA hybrid ribonuclease activity; nucleic acid binding. The transcript has a single exon. NCBI's taxonomy places the organism in Eukaryota, Fungi, Ascomycota, Sordariomycetes, Xylariales, Hypoxylaceae. Gene Ontology annotation, biological process: DNA replication, removal of RNA primer. Bases 1 to 558 code for a protein of 185 amino acids.
AUGUCGCACAUCCGUCGUGUAGGUAGUCGCCUUAUGGAGUUCUGGGUUGACGGCGGAUGUCGCAGCAGCGGCAUAUCCAAUGCGAUUGGAGCUUCUGCCUCAUGUCUCAGAGUCACCAAGAACCGCUACGAAGUCAAGCGAGAAGAAUUGUCAAACACAGACUUCCCAGCCACAAACCAAAGAGCCGAGCUUCUAGCCAUCUUUCUUGCUCUGGAGACGGCCCUGGACAAGUACAAGGGCAAAAAAAAGGUAUCUCUGAAUAUCCACAUCCACUCCGACUCCGCCUACGCGGUCGGGUGCAUGACGGAGUGGCUUGAGAGGUGGUCGCUCAAUGGGUGGAAGACCGCGAAGAAUAAGGAUGUGGCGAAUAUGGACCUUAUCCAGGCCGCUGCUGAGCUCGAUCGUCGGUGCCAGAUGAUGGGCCACUACACUUCCUACCGCCAAAUCCCGAGAGAAAAGAACAACAUGGCCGACAAUGUCUGCAAAGAAGCGCUGGACAUAAUAGAAGAAGAGGGUCGUCUUACCGGGCCCCGCACGCUCCGGAUGCGCAGCAAUUGA